GCCCGCCGCGCACCGCCUGCUUGCCGCGCAGUGAUAUUGAUUGCUUUAGCGGCAUAAUAUGGAUUACAAAACAGCUAUUCGUUUGAUUCAAAUAUACGGUUCUUACUGGGAGCUGUGGGACCGCACGUGUAAAGAAUUCCAUGAUAAAAAAUUACGUGAAGAACUAUGGAAUGAAAUAGCAAAGAAUUUUGAUAUACCCAAGGUCAUAUUAAAGUCUAAGUUGAAAAGUCUGGCAAGUACAUACAGGCGAGAGAAAUGUCGAGAAAAUGUAAGCCUCAGUAAAUCAGGUGACCAACGAGUGCCGUACAAGUCCAAAUGGUUUGCAUACGAAGCAUUUCAGUUUUUGAACGACGACGUCAAAUUGAGGAGAGAGUCCAUUCCUUCUGGUACGCCGCUGACG
Molecule: messenger RNA, 400 nt
Organism: Spodoptera litura
Lineage: Eukaryota; Metazoa; Arthropoda; Insecta; Lepidoptera; Noctuidae
Source: RefSeq, a predicted model, not a curated record